This is a messenger RNA of Rattus norvegicus (Norway rat), 1916 nucleotides long. It is a transcript of the gene Aasdhppt, whose product is annotated as aminoadipate-semialdehyde dehydrogenase-phosphopantetheinyl transferase. The record is from RefSeq and is a predicted model, not a curated record. Gene Ontology annotation, biological process: protein maturation. Gene Ontology annotation, cellular component: cytosol. Lineage: Eukaryota; Metazoa; Chordata; Mammalia; Rodentia; Muridae. Gene Ontology annotation, molecular function: magnesium ion binding; holo-[acyl-carrier-protein] synthase activity.
AUGGUGUUCCCAGCCAAGAGGCUGUGUGUGGUCCCGUACAUGGAGGGCGUUCGCUGGGCCUUUUCCUGCGGCACCUGGCUGCCAAGUCCAGCCGAAUGGCUUCUGGCGGUGCGAUCGAUCCAGCCAGAGGAGAAGGAGCGCAUCGGCCAGUUCGUGUUUGCUCGCGACGCUAAGGCGGCCUUGGCUGGUCGUCUUAUGAUAAGGAAAUUAGUUGCAGAGAAAUUGAAUAUCCCUUGGGAUCACAUCCGUCUGCAGAGAACUUCAAAGGGAAAGCCAAUUUUGGCGAAAGACACGUUGAAUCCUUAUCCCAAUUUCAACUUUAACAUCUCUCAUCAAGGGGACUAUACAGUUCUUGCCGCAGAACCUGAACUACAAGUUGGUAUUGAUAUCAUGAAGACUAGUUUUCCAGGUCGUGGUUCAAUUCCAGAAUUCUUUCAUAUCAUGAAAAGAAAGUUUACAAACAAGGAGUGGGAAACAAUCAGAAGUUUUAAUGAUGAAUGGUCUCAACUGGAUAUGUUUUACCGGCAUUGGGCACUGAAAGAAAGCUUCAUAAAAGCCAUUGGUGUUGGACUGGGAUUUGAAAUGCAGCGGCUUGAAUUUGAUGUAUCUCCAUUAAGCAUGGACAUCGGCCAGGUUUAUAAGGAAACACGUUUGAUUUUGGAUGGGGAAGAAGAAAAGGAAUGGGCCUUUGAGGAAAGCAAAAUAGAUCAACACCAUUUCGUUGCGGUGGCUCUUAGGAAGCCUGAUGGAUCUAGACAUCAAAAUGGAGCUGUAUUGGAUUUGGGCCUGGCCGUUUUGUGACUGUAUAGCUCAGAAUGCCUACGUGACUCUUGGCUGCAUGGCCACAGAUGUUCAGCCCUAAAAUGACUGCCAUAAAGUCAUGAGAUUGUUGAUCAAAAGCCUUUCCCAUGAAUUUACACACAAGAAGAAAACAACCACUGAAUGCUUCAGCAAAUACCAGAUGUCUCCUGAGCAAACACCUGGUGUCUCCACUGCAUGACCUCUUCACCUCCUGCUAUCAGAGUACCCUCACAAAGGGUACCUCCUUUGUGUUUCACAAAGGGCACUCCCCCUAUCUGAAUGCCUUAUAAGCCGUAACACUCACCCCAAUAAACGAGACCUUGACAACAGAACCUAGCUUGGUCUCCUUCUUUUCUCUCCCACCCUUGACACUCAGGUAGAGCCUCUUUGGGACCCUGAAUAACUGGGCCUGCUGGAUGGGUCAAAUGACAAUUUUAGUCAUUAAAAAAAGAGCUGACUUCAGAGACUUUCUCCAUGUAGAUCACUAAUUAAACAAUACAUUUGUGUCUUUACUCAUAAGAUUUCCUAUUUUAGGCUGAGCAUACAUGUUAUUCAUAUAUCUGAAUUUAUAUUCAUAUAUACACCUGCUUAUGUAUUAUUUAUGACAUAUACAUAUGUUUACAUGACACAUAUAUGAGUACCACCAUUGUAUUGAAAAGCCUAAUACUAGUUGAGAAAUCAUUAACUUUGUCAGGAAAAUAGCUGAAUGUUCUUACUUUGAUACAUGGAUGGAAAUUCAAUAGGUUGUAGUUGUGAUUACAUAGAGUUGGUGAGCCCUGGCUUUCAUUCAUCAUUUCAAAAACAAUGGCUAUCUAAUCAUGGAUUUUUAAAUCAGUGAAAUGACAGAAGUGCAGAGAUGGUGUUUAUUUUGACUCGUAGAUUGUGCUUAAUAUGAUGUUUUAUAUCUGUGUAUCAAUAGGUCCUAAAAAUAUGCCACUUUAUAGAAAUUAAUUUUAUUUAAAGCAAAUAACCACUGUGAACAAAACUGAAGUUUUCAAGUAUACUUGAAAACAGGUAUUUAGUAGUCUUAAAGAAAUGUACUUUUAAGAAUAAGCUUGUAGAAAAUGAAACAUUUUCAGUUAAUAACAAAUAAAACCUGAAUUGUUAAUCAUAAA